AUGCUUUCCCUGGCAUCAAUUGUCCUCAGCGUAGGAGCUGCAUUACCAUUGGCCACAGCCAAUGCCUUAUCGGGCGCCCUUCACCGAGACGUUGUAGUUAUCGGCGGGGGAGCUGCUGGUGCCUAUGCAGCUGUGCGCCUACGCGAUGACUUUAAUAAGAGCAUCGCUCUGAUUGAGAAACAGGAUAUCUUGGGUGGUAUGGUCGACACAUACGUUGACCAGAAGACUGGCGCCACCUUUGACUUCGGGGUCCAAACCUUUCUCAACGUUAGCGGCGCAAAGGCCUUCUUCGACCGGUUCAAUGUCUCAGUUGGCAGCUACUCAAGUAGCGCCUCCCUCAUCACGGAGUACAUUGACUUCAACACCGGCGCAGAAGUCGACUUUGAGGUCCCCUCAAUCACGGCGCAGAUCGUCGCCAUCGCCCAGUUCCUCACAGUCAUUGAGCCGUGGGAGUCCAUGCUGCAACCGGGUUACUGGAAUUUCCCUGAUCCCAGCAACAUCCCCGAUGAUCUCCUGAUCCCCUUUGGGGAAUUCCUGACGAAGUAUGGCCUCGAGGACGGGGCGCCGAUUAUCUACUCAACCACCGGCUUGGGAGUGGGCAACAUGAGUGAGGUCGCGACUAUGUUCGCGCUGCAGAGCUUUGGCUGGGAUAUGGCACGCGCCCUCACAGGCCAGUUGGGCUUGUUUACACCCACUUCUGGGGGCAACCAGGCUCUCUACAACGCCAUUGCCACCGACCUGGGCGAUGAUGUCCUGUACUCCAGCACCGUCCUGAAAAGCCGUCGAACCAACUCCGGCGUCUCGCUCACCGUGCGCAACCACAAAACCGGCCAGCUCACCCCGAUUAUUGCUCGCCGACUCCUCGUCGCCAUCGAGCCGACUGAGGAUAACACCAGCCCCUUGGAUCUCAGUCCCUCCGAGCAGAACACGCUCGCGAAAUUCACAUACUCCAACGAAUUCGCCGGCCUGGUCGACAACGCCGUCUUCAACACAAACUAUACCUACUUCAACCUGCCCUCCACCGCCGCGCCGAAUCACACCCUCAUCUUCCAAGAGGAGCCGAUGGUGGCAAGCUUCGAAUACACCGGCCUCGACCACCUGUUUCGCGUGAUGGUGAUUGGCAACACCACUUCCACCGCUGACGAAGCCAAAGCUCUAGCCCAGACCAACUUCAACACCUUGCUGAAGACUGGUCAUUUGUCCAGCCCCCAGGAUCAGAAGCUCAGCUGGGCUGCCUUCUCGACCCACGGUCCCAUGCAUGCCCGCGUGUCCGUUGACGAGGUCAAGAGCGGCUUCUACCAGGAUCUGUACAAGCUGCAGGGUGCUCGUUCCACGUGGUGGACGGGCGGUGCUUUCUCCGUGAACUUCCAGACCAAGUUGUGGGAGUUCAACGAGGGCCUGAUCCCCAAGAUUCUGGAGGGACUUUGA
This is a messenger RNA of Penicillium canariense, 1428 nucleotides long. RefSeq lists its product as uncharacterized. NCBI's taxonomy places the organism in Eukaryota, Fungi, Ascomycota, Eurotiomycetes, Eurotiales, Aspergillaceae. The record is from RefSeq and is a predicted model, not a curated record. Gene Ontology annotation, molecular function: oxidoreductase activity. The coding region runs from base 1 to 1428 and encodes 475 amino acids. The transcript has 2 exons.